UUUCAACAUUAUACCCAACAGUGGGCACUAUGUCUAUGCAACGGUCAUCCUCGCGUUUGAAAUUAUUUAUGACCGUCGACUUACCACUGUUGUUAAGGCCCACUACUAAAACGUUUACUUCUUUUUUCCUAAGACCUAAAAGAUUCGCUAAACGAUCAAAGAGCCCCAUUCUCUGUGCUCUCUUGAAGUGUUCUUACGUGUUUAUCGAACAUCAAUAGCGAACGCUGUUAGCAUUGAUUAUUUGAGAGAAGGAAAAGGGUAGACUUUAUAAUAAAAAUAUAAUUAUCUAAUCUGUAUAAAAAUUAUUAGUAUUUCGCAUACUAUUCGCAAAGAUUAUAGACUUUAUAGAAGACCAAUAUUUCGAACAAUUAUUUCAUGAAACUUUAACCUUUGCUUUCGCUAUAAUACAAUUUCAAUUCACAAUUUCAACCGCGAAGUUGAGAGACACUGCUAAAACACAUGCUUUUGUAGUACCUUCUUGAACAAGGUAAUUCCUGAAGUAUGAAUGUAAGAUUUGUCAUAUGAAAAAGUUCAAAUUAAUAGUUCUUGUAUACAGUUAUUAUUAAAUUCUGUAUGUUAAACUUGAAAUAUUAAGAAAAUGCCGAAGGGUAAAGCAAAAAAGUUCAUCGACAAGAAAAAUUCGGUGACAUUUCAUUUAGUUCAUCGGUCACAAAAAGAUCCGUUAGUUGCCGAUGAAAAUGCCCCUCAACGAGUUCUCGUGCCUGCAGGAGAUACACAACCAGCUAAGUCAGAGAAAAACCAGCUAAGCGAUAGCAAACGCAAGAAAGAACAACAAAAAUAUGGCAUAUACUUUGAUGAUGAUUAUGAUUACCUGCAGCAUCUUAAAGAUAUAAAUACAUUGACAGCCGAAUGGGAACGUGUAGAUUAUACAAACAAUUCAAGAAAAAAUGAGGAAGGAGAUGACAAAGUUGCACCAAAAAUUAAUUUACCUUCUUCCGUGUUUGCCUCAAAUGUGGAAGAAAAAGUUGGACUUCUCAAUAAAGCAGCCCCUGUUUCUGGAUUACAAUUAAACUUGGAUCCUGAUGUAGUUGCUGCAAUGGAUGAUGAUUUUGACUAUAAUGAUCCUGAAAAUGAAUUGGAAGAUAAUUUCGUGGAAUUAGCCAAUGCUGGAAACAGUGACUAUGAGUCUGAGAAUGAAGAAAAGUAUGAUCAAUCAUCUAAUGUUUCAUCUGAGGACCAUAUGGCAUUAUCUGAUGAAGAACAAGAUGAAGUGUGUAGUUUGAAUGGUCCUCAGUAUACCUUUAGGGAAGAAGAAACAAAAUCACGUUUUACAGAAUAUUCAAUGAGCAGUAGUGUUAUAAGAAGAAACGAACAAUUAACUCUCUUGGAUGAUAAAUUUGAAAAAAUGUAUGCAGCAUAUGAUGAAAAUGAAAUUGGUGCUUUAGAUUGUGAUGAAAUUGAAGGAUAUGUAGCUCCAGAUUCAGACUUACUCCUACAGUGUGCAACUGAAUUUGAAAAACAACAAAAUGAAAAUGCCGAAAAUAUUGCACAACUUAUGAAAGAUAGAAUGAAAAUAUUGGAACAUGAAUAUUCUAGUUCUGAGGAUGAAAAUAAUUUGGAAGAUCUUGUAGUUGAGGCAAGACAAAGGGAUCAGUGGGAUUGUGAAAGUAUCAUUAGUACAUAUAGUAAUAUUUAUAAUCAUCCAAAAUUAAUUUCUGAGCCCAAGCCUCUACAAAAAAUUAAAGUCAAUCCGAGAACUGGUAUUCCAAAAAAUGUGUUGGAUGUAAAUUCUGGAAAACUUACAGCUAAAACUUUAGCUCAGUUUGAUCAACAGAAUGAAAAUUCUAAAGUAAAGGGACCCCAAUCUGUUGCUGAGACCAUGAAAUCAACUUUGAGCACAUUAAGUAUAAGACCUAAAGAUGAAACUCCAGACGAAAGAAAAGAAAGGAAAAAAGCCCUCAAAGAAUAUAGAAAAGAAAGAAGGGUGGAACGGAAAGCGAACACUGAAGCUUUUAAAGAGGAAAAGAAACGCCAAGAGAAAAUUUUCUUGAACAAUAAACAGCACAUUCAAGGAACUCGUAUACUUUAGUGUAUAAAUUUUUGUAUAUUCUACUUCGUGCAGAAAAUUAAAUAAUUGACGAUAGUUUAUACUUGUUAUUGUACAUUGAGCAUGUACUUGUACACAUUUUAAAUAUAUUUAAUACACCUUUUUAAAUGCUUGCAUUCAUGAAGUGAAUAAGAAGAGACUUACUUCCAGAUGAAGAUCGUACAACGGUUGAGAAUGGUCAGAACAAAAAUUAUAACAUGUGUAAAACAUAUCAACUUAUUUUUUAAAUUAUAUUUAAUAUUAAUAACCAUACGAUAAAAUACUUGAUAAUUUCGAAGUUGGUUUAGUUCGAGAAUCGAAAUAUCGAAAGCGC
Messenger RNA from Nomia melanderi (Alkali bee), 2381 nucleotides. RefSeq names its product LTV1 ribosome biogenesis factor (gene LTV1). Gene Ontology annotation, cellular component: preribosome, small subunit precursor; nucleus; cytosol. The record is from RefSeq and is a predicted model, not a curated record. Lineage: Eukaryota; Metazoa; Arthropoda; Insecta; Hymenoptera; Halictidae. Gene Ontology annotation, biological process: ribosomal small subunit biogenesis; ribosomal small subunit export from nucleus.